Molecule: messenger RNA, 3767 nt
Organism: Sycon ciliatum
Lineage: Eukaryota; Metazoa; Porifera; Calcarea; Leucosolenida; Sycettidae
Product: RING finger protein nhl-1-like
Exons: 2
Coding region: 675-3278 (867 amino acids)
Molecular function (GO): zinc ion binding; protein binding
Source: RefSeq, a predicted model, not a curated record
GGGUUUGUUCUGACUUCAUGCCUCUUGUCUUGACACUGUCUUCACUACUUCAGCUCAGUCUUCACAGUUUACAAUCCAGGUAUCAACGUACUGCGCCGGAGGCUGGAACAAGUGGCUGCAGUCAUACUCAGCCGACUAGUGCAGCACUAAAAAUGCAGAAGUGUCCGGCUAGGCUCCACUACCGUCCGACUCCGCACAAAAGUCCUGGACACUCUUGGUUGGUGAAGCAAGUAGUUACGGAGCGAGCAGUCUAAACUCAUAGAGACGAGCUGGUUAGGGCUGGUUGUCAAACGGACCAGGCCGGCUAGACUGAUUUCGAAAGCACGUCGCAAGGGCGAGAUUGUUAGACACAUCGCCGCGAAGCCUAGGGCCUAGGCAUAGAUUUCCCACGAGAAAAGUGCUGCCUAAUCGUUGAUAAAAGCGGUGACCAGUUCAGGUGCGGAGGUCAGAAGCCAAGAAACACUCAACGGGCCGUCCGAAAUACCUUCACUGGCUUCAGUAAGUCAUCCACUUCGCUGGAGAGGGUUUAUACUUUCGCUGAAGUAGAUAUCGAGACAGCGUUGGUAGCAUCGAAUACCGAUUAGUAUCGAUACAUUGUAUCGAUCGCUUACUCCUGGACUUCUGGAUUUUGUCAGCUAUCGCUAGUACAACCACUCGACACGGCUGGCGUGAGUAUGGACGAAGGGCGCGGUGACUCGCCGCCGGUUGCCAUGGCUGCCUUGCAGCGCAAACUCAAGUCCCUGGAAGACCUGCUGGUGUGCCCGGUGUGCCUGGAUCAGUACAACGACCCAAAGUCGCUGGCCUGCCUGCACGCUCUCUGCCGCAAGUGCAUCCAGUCGAUGGUGGACAUGGAGCGUCGGCAGCUGGAGCGCUCCGACAACAGCGGUAGCAGCAAUACCGAUGGCAUCAUGGUCACGUGUCCAGCUUGCCGCCAGCGUAGCCUAAUACCCAGCUCGGACCCGAGGAACCUGCCCGAUAACUUCAUGGUGAAGAACAUGCUCGACGCGCUGUGCCGUAGCGACUCACAGGAAGCGGAGAACGACACGUCGGAAUUGACCGCGUCCGGCGAGACUCCCUCCAGACAGAUGUCGCUGUCCGGCGUUGCAUCUCCCCCCGGUCACGUGCGGCACAGCUCGUUGACGGCGACGGAUUGCGGUAACUGCGGCGACGACAAGCAAGUCACUGACGUGUGCCAGCAGUGCAACAUGCGCCUGUGCCGUCUCUGCUCCACCGUACACCGCAAGCAGCUGGCCUCGCGCUCUCACGUGGUGGUGCCGAUCGGCCGCCUCAGUCCCGCCGAGCAGCGGGCACUGCGCGUCCGACCGCCCAACUGUGCGCGGCAUCCCGCCGAACCGCAGGAGUUCCACUGCGACACGUGCAGCGCUAUGAUAUGCCGCGACUGCGCACUCUUUGAUCAUCGCAUGCACGAGUUUGUACGUGUUGAGGAACACGCCGAGCGCCUGCAAAACCAGCUAGUGAGUUGUCACGAGAAGUUGGCAGCGCUACUCCCCGCAAUACCUGAACACACAGCAGGUAUAAAGACGUGCAUGCAGGUACUGGAGAGCGACGCCAGGCGCAUCAAGCAGCAUGAGCUGUGGUACAUUGACUCGCUGGUGGAAACCCUGCGGCAGAAACGGCGAGCGAUGGAGCAAGCUGUUGUUCACGCCAAGGAGGCCAGGAUGCAUGGAUACCGCGAUGAUGUCAGGGUACUGGCGGAGCAGGCUGCCUUGGGCGAAGAACUCGUUGCAGUCUCCAACGAAGUACAGAAAGCAAACCGCAACAGCACUGCAUGGGAUCGGCUGAUGCUCUUGGAUCAACUGCAGUCAUGUCAGCGUAGAAUAGAAGAGGUAUUGAAGGAAACAGGUGCAUCGCUACCACCGGCGUCGGGAGAGAAGCACGUAGAGCUGACGUUCGGCGCCUCGAAGAUUUCUGCCGCCGACCUGCUGAGCGAAAGUGGUACGCUGACAGUGCGUCAGCACAGCCCGUCGAGGCCGCUGGCGCGACGCUACAUCCUAAAAGCCCCGGACGUCUCCCACACUGCCUGGACGACGACAAUGCACAUUGUGGACACUGAGCCGGCAGCAAUGACAGCUGGCACUGCGGCUGCUUGCCAGUGCACCGAGGACGUUCCCGAGAUCAAGGCGUACUUGUCACUGAACAGUUCUGCCGCCGAAGACAAGGAGAGAACUUCGCUUCCGAUCGAGGAACUAGAGAACGGUGCACGCGUCAUCAACAUCAAUAUCGAACAGCAAUGCCGCGCCAUACUGAGUGUCGAGUGCAACGGCGCUCACAUCCGUGGCAGUCCGACAACCAUCGACAUCACAGGCGUGGGGAAAACCCUUCGCAUCAUCGGCAGCCGCGGCAACGGUGACCACCAGUUCAAGGACCCGUACGAUAUCACCGUGUCCCAUCACAACAACCACAUCUUCGUGGCCGACACGGGCAACCAUCGCGUGCAGGAACUGAGCGAGGAUGGCACGUUCAUACAAAGCAUCAAGUUCACGGCGGAGGACGGCAAGUCCAUGAAGCCCACGGCGGUCGCCGCCACUCGAGAUGGCAGACUGGUUGUGGCCGACUACAAUCACAAGUGUCUGUUGCUAUUCGACAAUGACACGCUGAUCAAGGUGCUGCACCCACCGGACAAUCGUCAGCGCCGCAACCGCAGCAAUCCCCUGGAGAGCGGCGGCGGCAGCCAUCGCGGUGCACGGCCGCUGGAAUGCUACGGUCUGGUGGUGGACAACGCGGGGCGCAUACUGGCAACCGACUACGUUGAGCGCAGCAUCCUGGUCUUCUCUCCCGACGGCGUCUACCUGACCUGCAUCGGUUACCGGUGCCAGAUGAACCUGGAGGCGAGGGCCGAGUCGCCUCAGCCAGUCAAUCCCAAGGGUCCGCUGGGUAUCUAUGCUGCACUGACGGCGGAUAAGUACUACGUCGCCGACUUUGGCUACUACAGGGUCAGCGUUCUAGACUCCGCCGGCAAGGUUCUGGAGCUGCUGGCCAGCCGCCUGGCACCGAGCCCGGACGGCUCUGCGGGCGGUGACGAGCCGCUACUGAAGCGGCCCUGGGGAAUAUGGUGCGAUAGUAAGACAUCGCGUAUCCUGGUCAGCGAUCACACCACUAACCAGUUGCUCGUCUUCCACGACGGACACGUCACCAGCAAACUACCCGCUGACGGAGACGUGGCUCAGCGCCUCAACGGCCCGGUCGGAAUCGCUCCCGACAAGUACGGCCGCAUCUGGGUGGUGGAGAGAGAAGCGCACCGCAUCCGCCUCUUCUAGGAAAGCCGGUUUGUUCACAGCUGCCAUGGCAAAGCUUCCGUAUUCGGCAUCUCCCAGCGAGAAUGGAACUAUGCGUGCGUGUAGGAUGGUAUGAAAGUUUUAUGUUGUGGCACAUGUUUCUCCUCCUUGCAGUUGGUUGGUGUCCAUGGCAUACUAGACUAGAGGAAAUGACAACAUUAACGCUAGGUGAGAUAGGUCCUCCUUGAGUGGCAUAUAUUGCUUUGAAGGAUAUUGUAGUUUUCUUCUACCUUGAGUGGGCUGAGCAAAAGCAACCCCGAUCAGUAGGAGCAAUGUAGUCGCGUUGAUUUGUGUCCUUUGCCUUUGAUUGCGCCAACCUUUGCGAUCCGGUUUUUUUGAAUACUUUGUCAAACUCUAAUAACGCAUUCCCAAAGGAUUCACAUUGGAAACACUGUAGCUGAAAUCAUGAUUACAAUUAAUGCUUGACUGACCUAACUGUUAUCAAUGAAGGUGAAUACUGUUUAAAAUCGA